GGUGGAGCUGGGGCACCUGCGGCGGAACGGAUUAUUUCUUGAAUAGCCUGAAUCUAGAUUUUUGUGUACAUCUUUAAAAUCCGUGGAAAUGUCCAACAGUAAUCUCAGGGAACUCGAUGAGGAUCCGUUCUUCUUGUCGGAUAAUUUCCGGGCUCACAGGGAACAUAUGCGGCAGAUGAUGCGUAGCUUCUCUGAGCCAUUCGGCGGGCCCUUUAUGUCCAGUAUAAUGGAUGGGAGAGGCCGUGGUUGUGACAGAGCAGAACACCCUACCUCAUCCUUGGCGCUGAGGGAUGGACACAGGGAUAUGAGCCGGUCAUUGUUGCCCUUUGGCAGUAUUGAUAACACGGACAUGAUGAGGAACCCUUUCGGCAUGUUUGACAACAUGAUGGCCAGCAUGAGAAACAGUAUGGAGGAGAUGCACAGAAACUUUGAAAACAUGUCUGCAGAUCCAAACACCCACUCAUUCAGCUCCUCAUCCGUCAUGACAUAUUCAAAGGUUGGAAAUGAGCCUCCGAAGGUCUUCCAGGCGAGCUCAUCGACACGUCGUGCCCCUGGAGGGAUCAAGGAGACCCGGCGAGCACUGAAAGACUCUGAGAGUGGUAUGGAGAAGAUGGCCAUUGGUCACCACAUCCAGGACAGGGGACAUGUUGUUGAGAAGAAAUACAACAAGAAAACGGGAGAGAAGGAGCUCAGCCAGGACUUCCAGAAUAUGGAUGAAUCUGAAGCACAGUCAUUUGACUUUGAGUGGCAGCAGAAGGUGUCCAGCUUUCAUUCGUCUGGCCCCAUGUCUCGCCUGGAGGAACCCCGACACCGUGGUGUUCACAGGGCAGCCCUCACCAGCUCUGAGCAGGCCGUCAGGGACCAAUCAAAGAGAAACGCUGAGGGUGAAAGCAAAGUCAAAGGCUCAGGCUCAACAAAGCAAUAAAAACAUGUUUGUGUGCUUAUUAAAAGUCAUGCGUACAUUUUAUUACACGUAGACAGUACUUACACAUGAACAACCAGUGAGCAAUUACUUCUUAUGAUUUUGCAUCAGAUGAAUGGAAUUUGCUCUAUGUAAGGUAUUCUGUUGACAUUGACAUCAUCUGUUUCUCACAUUGUCAUUUUCACAAAAUGUUGACUUAUUGACCGUUUGAAAUCCACCAAUGCACUUCGAAAUGUCAAAAUUGUCAUUUUGUAAUUAUGUUGUCUAGUACUGAUGCUCUAGAUAUAUGUAUUUUAUUUGCUGUAAUCUUUGUAAAAAGAAAAAAAUAGUACUCUUCCCUUUUUAUAUGUUACUUUUGGUUUCUCUUGUUUUUCAUUGGAUAAACUCCGCUGCGUAGCACAGCAUGUUGACGACAUCUGGAUUAUUCUCAAUAAUUCUGGCUUUGUUCUUGUAUAUUUUUUCAAGCUUUAGAAAUAGGUUCUGUACCAACACAGACUGUUGUCUGGAAAUGAAAAUGUAAAAAUAUGAACAUUGACCUGGUGUUUUCUGUUUUUAUCAGCCUCUGUUUGUAUGUGACUGUAGGCCUGCAGAGGGUCUUUGAGAGUGUGAGUGAGCGUGUAUUGUGAUGAAUCUCUCGUUUGGUAGUGACCCAGGCUAGUAUUUUUGGAUCUAAGCACUUGUCAGCGGCUCAGAUUGUUCUGAGAUGUAACACAGCUGCAAGCCCACCAGGCUCCCCUCUCACGUGCUUGUCUAUCCGACUUCAUUAAUCCCUCAGCGUCAACAUACAGAUAGCAAGGAAUGGAGAAGCUUCUGACCAACAUAUACCGCAGCUCAACAAGGAUCCUCGUGUCAGCUCAUUGCCUUAGUCAUGUUUAUGUAACGUGGCAGAUGUGCCAUUCAAGAGAACUUUAUGGGGAGUUGAAAAAAAUGUACUUGUCAUGGAGGCCAGGAGGGCGCAAACAUCCCCCAACUCUGCCAAUCACAGGUAAGCUAUCUCACACAAAUCACUGUCAUAGGUAGGUGAGAUGACUUAACAGCUUAUAAAAUGUUCACUGACUUCCUGGAAAUCAGUUAACCCGCUAUAUCAACACUGCCUCUUUCACAGGAUAAAGAGAUCAGCUAUUACUCA
Messenger RNA from Chelmon rostratus (copperband butterflyfish), 2051 nucleotides. It is a transcript of the gene mlf1, whose product is annotated as myeloid leukemia factor 1. The coding region runs from base 89 to 925 and encodes 278 amino acids. The transcript has 8 exons. The record is from RefSeq and is a predicted model, not a curated record. NCBI's taxonomy places the organism in Eukaryota, Metazoa, Chordata, Actinopteri, Chaetodontiformes, Chaetodontidae. Gene Ontology annotation, cellular component: cytoplasm; nucleus. Gene Ontology annotation, biological process: regulation of DNA-templated transcription.